Molecule: messenger RNA, 3417 nt
Organism: Drosophila grimshawi
Lineage: Eukaryota; Metazoa; Arthropoda; Insecta; Diptera; Drosophilidae
Gene: Bili
Product: FERM domain-containing protein 8
Exons: 13
Coding region: 646-3051 (801 amino acids)
Biological process (GO): negative regulation of canonical Wnt signaling pathway
Cellular component (GO): plasma membrane; cytoskeleton
Source: RefSeq, a predicted model, not a curated record
CGCGUAAAUAAGUUAAAACAUACAAAGUAAAUUGUAUUUAAAAACGCAAUUGUUUUGGAUGUACAAUAAUACCAGACAUAUGAACAACGAUUUUUUUUUUUCAUAUAUUUUCAUUAUAUUUGUGGAACAUGUGUUAAGAAAGGUGGCCUAAACGAAAAAAAGGGUUUUGUGUAAAUUGUUUCUGGCAACGUCCUUCAAGCCACACUUACGGAUUACUUUUUGCCACAAGAUGAAGUGUUCUCAUGCACAUACACAUUUAUGUACAUGCAAAUACAUACAUAUGUAUACUUGAAAGUCCUUCAGCAUGUGUAUAUGAUUUUGCAAUAGCUGCGAGCUGUGAGCUGCGAUGAGGGUAUCGAUUCAAUCCAGGAAUUUGUCUCGCCUAAUGAUAUGCUCGGAACAUUGUCGGCAGUAUCGUGAAUCAAAAUAAAAAAAAACGUUUCACCACAAGUCUUCAAGAAUUAAUUAAGUAAACAUUAAGCUUAGAAAUAAAUCAGAUCAGUGGAAAACCACCCGCCUAAACUAAAGUUCUAAAGCUCAAUUCCACCUGAUUACAGGCAGAACGCACAAAUAUACGCCGGUCAAUCAUGUGAAGUCAUUUUCUAACAAUAGAGUACAGUCGAUUUCACAAUAGCCGAUGACAAUAUGGAGGCAAACCAAUAUUAUUGCCGAAAUGAAAUGCAGCAGAAUUCGUCUCCAUCAAUUUCUCAGCCGCCGCUAAGCAAAAUGAAUUAUGUAAACAAUGGUGGUCAGGAAUAUGUGGCAUGUAGCUCAAAUCAUUCAGAAUCGGGCUACAACUCGAGCGAUAUGCCUCCUCGAAAUGGGAAUAAUAAAGCUGUUAUUGGAAAUCGGAGCAUGGGAAACCCUUACGCAUUUCCCAGUUGCAAUAACAGCAGUCACUGCACAAAUAACACAAAUAAUACCGGCAAUUACAUUAAUAUAAUGUCAGUUCCAUUGAGCACGCUACAAUAUAAUCGCAAGAAGUCAACAUCGCAGGACUACCAAUCACGUUUAUAUUACAAUACCACGGAUGUGAAGUGUCGCGACGAUUACUAUUUAGGAAACAAUGUUAAGCGCAGCAACGAAACUACUGCACAAAUACAGCAUCAUCAAAUACAACAACAUCAAACAUCACAAAAUCACCACCACGUGCAACACCAACUGCAACACAUUAAUCAAAAUGCUCACAGCCAACGGAUGCAAAAUCAAAAUCAACAAAAGACCGCAUGCAGCCCCAACUCGGCCUUGGAUACCAUUGAUGUUGACUGCACAAUGUAUUCAAAUGCUGCAAAUGCUGGAAGUGGUGGACGCGUUGGGGCCGCAACUCAAACGCAUUUAAGCAAUGCCAAUGUGGCAUCAUGUGACCAAUUGGGGUCACACCAAACACCAGUCUCUCUGGUGCCAGUCAAUGUGCCUGUUCCCCCUGUGAUGUAUACAGUGCAUCGUGUAGUGACCACAGCUCAGAUCCAGACAGCUGUCGGAAGCACAUUUGCAUCGUCAGCGAGCGUUUCGAGCGUUGUUAGUGCCGGUCGCAAUGAGAACGAUUGCAUAUCGUCGGCCCAGGUGACUUCAGCGAUGUCCAUUUCAGCCAAGGAUCCUUGUCUUCAUCUGUCUGAGCUCAGCGGCAAUAUCAUUAAUACCGGCAACUCACUUGGCCCUCUCACUGGAGUUCGAAGUGCAUCUGGUAUUCUUCAAAAUUUGUUACCAGUUCAACAAAAAUGCAACAGCAGCAGUGAGGCUCAACAGAAUCCAGUGGUAACAAAACGAAUUGUUGCAGGCAACUCCUCUUCCACUUACACAAGCGCCGGAAAACCCAAUUCGAUUGUAACCCGUACUCUACAAAAUGUCAUACCAACUUGUGUGUACUUAAUGUCAAGAGUUGCCGUGCACAUGGAGAUCGAGGGCACAGUUCAGUGUCCUUCCCAAGUGAUGCUUGCAGCUGCACUGGGAUGCGAAGAAUUGGGAAUUUCUAACAAAUUGCUGGCGCAAAGCAUUUUUGGAUUAUGGAUGACCAGCAGUUUGCUAGAAAUGCAGCUGAAAGCUCACCAUUGUCCAUACAUUGUCAGAGUAGCCUGGCCGAAUCUGCUUGAAAAGUUUAGCAGCGGAACGCCAAUUGAAAGAAAAUAUGAUGAGCCCAUGAUUGUCCUCAAGCGAAAUGUUUUCUUUUCCAAGCGCGAUGAAGAAAAAAUCAAGGACCAUCGAAUUGUGGAGCUACUGUAUGAGGAGGCAAAGCAUUACGUAUUAACAGGAAGAUAUAUUAUGGAGCCGGUUCAUUCGCUCAUGCUUGGUGGUAUUCAAGCUAGAAUUGAACUGGGUCCGUACAAUUCUCACACGCACACAGUCGGAUUUUUCAGGGAAAACCAGUCAAGAUUCUUACCGAAACAUGUUGCCAAGAGUUCAAAUUGGUUGUGGUUGCCAAUUAGUAAAAAGAACUCUGCAGAAAUAAAACUAUUAGAACAAUUCAAGCGAGUGCCGCAAACAGCCACAACUCGGAAAUUAAUGCGCAAAUAUUUGGAGUUUUGCUGGGCACUACCAUUUUAUGGCGCUGCAUUUUUUCACGGACAAAUGGAGCAACCCGUCAGAGGCAUUAUGUCUUUAGUCAACCAUAAGGAUAUGGAAGUCUUACUUGCUGUAAACGAGAGAGGAAUUUUUAUAAUAGACUGCGUGGAAAACACUCUAUUAUUGGGGCUCCGAUAUGAAGAUAUGUCAUGGGACUAUGCUAAGCCAAGUGAUAGUGAGGAUUCAGAAUGUCUUACAUGCAUAUUCCUGCAGUUUGAUGCUGUAGAAAAUGGAAUACAAAUAUCGAAACUAGUACAAGUGUUUUCUAAGCAAGCUGCAAUGAUUGAUGCACUCAUUUCGCACUUUACAGAGCAAAUGAGAAAAAAGAGACAAGAGGGAAACUCUGCCGAACAAUUUCACGAUGAGCCGAAUCCGAUUCAAAAUAAUGGGAACGGAAUAUUGUGUAAUAAGCUGUCUCGAUUGACUUUAGCCAGCUUCGAUGAAGAAGGCCGCUGUAUCGGACAAAUGGGAUCAUUAUCUAUAAGCUAUUAACAUUUGUUGAUAUACAUAUAAAUUAAUUUGUUACAAUUAAGCAGAGUAAAAGGUCUACAUACAUAUGAAUGUAUAACAUUUGAAAUAUUAACGGCGAUCCGGUCACAUGAUUAACUAAGUUUUUGGAUGAAAAUUCACAAAAUAUUAGUCAACUAAAAUGUGUUCGGGUCUAAUUUUUAUUGCUGUAAAUACUUUAAAAUUCAUUCGGAAAGUUACGCCAAUUUACUGAAUUGAAAACUUUCCGAUCAUUCUUAGCCAUAAACCAUGAUUAUGCAAACAAAAAAUUAGUCUUCUAUGAAUUUUCACAGAGAUGUGGGAAAAUGAUUUAAUAGAUUAACGGAUAAAAUAUUAAAUUUUUUCAUACAA